Messenger RNA from Heterostelium album PN500, 504 nucleotides. RefSeq lists its product as uncharacterized. The coding region runs from base 1 to 504 and encodes 167 amino acids. The record is from RefSeq and is a predicted model, not a curated record. The transcript is spliced from 2 exons. NCBI's taxonomy places the organism in Eukaryota, Evosea, Eumycetozoa, Acytosteliales, Acytosteliaceae.
AUGAAUAUUUACAAUAGAUUUAUUUGUAUUUUUUUAUUAUUUAUUGGUUUAGUUGUAAUAGGAUGUAUGUCGGUUAAUUGCUCUAGUUCAUUGGCUAAAUAUUUCGGUCCAAAUUCAAAACAUAUAGUAUCGAUGACUGCAACAUUACAUGAUGGAAAUGUAUAUUAUACACGUCAUUAUUUAUAUUGGUAUCCAAAUGGUGGAUUUUUAACGAAUGGUGAUGGAUUUGCAGUCCUUUCAAGUGGCCAAACUGAAUGUAUUAAUGGUGUGGUAGAACCAUUUGGAAUCAAUAGACAAGAAACUUCAUUCUACGAUAGAAGUGGUAUCAUUAUCAGACAAAAUGGAACUGUAUCUUUCUCACCACUCUGGAAACCAAAUUCCGAUUCAUCAUACAAUUUCAAUUUGAUUUGUGAAGAUAGUAUAAUCUAUGGAAUGGAUCAAGGUAAUGCUUUUUCAUUUGUAUUUACUGAUGACAAGUCGGAAAUCGGUGGAUCUUGUCGUUGA